UGCGAACCACGCCGAAUCUUCAGUCGGUGCCAGCAUUUCAGACCGUUACGACAGCGUUCUUAGGCCGCCCAGAGAAAGUGACCUGAAUGAAGUAGAGGAAAUUCACCUAAAAGCACGUUAUAGCUUUGCCCGUUCUAUAGUGGCAUACUGCCAAGUGUCGUCAAACGAUCUCCAGUGUAUUAGUUGGUUCCGAUUGAUUGGCCGAAAGCCCGGUAUUAAAAGCGUAUAGUAUAGUUUAAACGAAUUGCCAAAAAUAGUACAAAUUAUCUGCUAAGGACAGUACCUGAUAAGAGAAGUCACAAUGUCAGCAUCACCAAUUGCACGUCAAGCCUGCAGCCAGAUGCAGGCCAUUCCGUCGAAGCGCGUUCUGAUCCACGACGCAUCAGAGCUUCCGGAUCUGUACUCAUCAACUCCCGGUGGCACGCUGUACUCCACCACACCAGGAGGUACCCGUAUCGUCUACGAACGUGCCUUUUUGAUGAAUCUGAAAAACUCCCCUCUUGCCCGGACCCCUCCGUCCAAUUUGAGUAACCUGCCUCACAACAUCUUACGGAACAGCCCGAAAGCGGCGCUCAGUAGCAAACCAAAAGCUAAGUCACAGAACCAGAACUCGCCACCCAAGUACGACGAGCACCAGGAACAGUUCGACAUGGACCUGUAGGAUGCUGGGAUCCCUUUUUACUUUGUAUAAUGACUAAGUCUACAUUAAGCCUAUUCACGAUGUAAACUUUAUAAGUUUAUGACACUUUUUCGUCGGUAAGUUUGAUGUAAGAGAAAACUGCUUUUCAAUACAGUCAACACCACAUAAUCCGACUCGAAGACGAAAUGAAACGGCUCACUAAACGUCUAAACGUGACAAGCUCCAGUGCGAAGACUGCUAGGUCUCAUCGAAAGAUGUCGGAAAUGUCGAUUAAAAAUCUGAACUAAAACGCUUUGAAGUCGUUCGGAUCCAUUUGAAGAGCAAAAAUGUAUUUCCCGUGUACUGUCUAACCAUUACGAAAGCUGUCUUUUCAUAUCCUCGAUUGUCACCAUUGUGUGAUUGCGAGUUGUUUGUGAUACCAGAUGACUGAUCUGUGCACGGCUCGGACAUCUAUUUCUAAUGUUAGUUUCGAAUUAAAAAGAAGAAAAAAUAUAGUUCAGAGGACACCUAACCUGUUAAGUAUCUAAAAAAAGAUCGCUCCUGAUCAUUCUACGAGUAGGAUUGGACACCAUUUUUCAUUGUUAGAAUUACUUUUGUUAGGCUAUUGACUCUUUAUUAAGAUUAAAUUGUUCGUGUAGUUUUUCCUAAUCUAAAAGUCAAAUCAGCAAUCUAAAUCCAAGCAUUAGGUUUGUUUUUUUGUAUGACAAAUUUACUCGAGGCAGAAUAACGUGUUUCUAACUAUACUUUAGUGUAGCAGACUGGAGAUGUUACUAUAUAGUUUGAAUGUGAUUCAAUCGCUACUGUUAAAUCACGAUGCAAUGAUAUUCUAAAUGAUUAUAAUCAUAUAAUAAACCAUGAGGUAAAAUUCUUCAAAAAAUAAA
This is a messenger RNA of Topomyia yanbarensis, 1521 nucleotides long. RefSeq names its product eukaryotic translation initiation factor 4E-binding protein (gene Thor). Gene Ontology annotation, biological process: negative regulation of translational initiation. The transcript has 2 exons. Gene Ontology annotation, molecular function: eukaryotic initiation factor 4E binding. The record is from RefSeq and is a predicted model, not a curated record. NCBI's taxonomy places the organism in Eukaryota, Metazoa, Arthropoda, Insecta, Diptera, Culicidae. Gene Ontology annotation, cellular component: cytoplasm. The coding region runs from base 302 to 661 and encodes 119 amino acids.